AUGAACUUGUCAGAUUCCUCUUCCAAGAUGCAAAAAUCCAGUGAAGAUCAGGACAGAAUCAGCAAUCUACCUGAUAUCAUUAUUGGUCACAUUCUCUCUUUACUUUCUACUAGAGAAGCUGUUCGCACUAGUGUUUUAUCGAAGAGAUGGGAAUACAUGUGGACAUUCAUCACCAAGCUGCACUUCAACGAUAGAGAUUAUAAGUAUCGCAAUUAUAUAAGAAAAAACAGCUUUUUGAACUCUGUGUAUAGGGUGCUACUUCAUCUGAAUUCUUCAAGCAUCCAAAGUUUAUCUAUUUCCAUUUCAGAAAGUUAUGAUUUUUAUCAUCUUAAACAGUGGAUGUCUGUGAUGAUAGGUCGGAAAGUCAAAGAGAUUCGUAUUAAUUCAGGCCCACAAUUUGAGAUCUCCUCACAUUCUCCCAUUUGGAAAUCCCGGUCCUUAGAGAAAUUGGUGUUGAGAAUGUAUGCUUUUCCGGUUCGUCACAGACGGAUGGAGGAUUAUGAUAUCAGAGCUACAAUUCCCACUUUGAAUGUUGAUUUUUUGUCCCUCACUGUCCUAAGGUUGUAUGGAAUACCAAUUACCUGUGUUCCUCCUAACUCCGUCCAAGAGUUGAGGCUAAACUUUCCAUCUCUUAGAAAGUAUAAGACAGUUAAUUGCACUUGGAUAAAUGUAAAAAGGAUAAGUAUAGAAAUGCCUAAACUUGAAGUGCUUAUAAUCGAGGAUACAAAUGUGAUAAUGAGUGAUAGUUCACAGUGUGUAAUCAACUUGUGUGCCUCACACCUUGUAGAAUUCUCCUAUAGUGGGCAAAUGUCAGAUACCAUGUCGGUUGCCUUGACUAUAAAAAGUGUUGCCUCUGCUAAUAUUUAUCCACGCUAUAUCUUGAAUGGGUUUCCAAAUGCACUUUUUGCUUACCAGUUUCUGAGCACAUUCAAUGAUAAAGUGGAACGUCUAAGGUUUGAACACCCGCAGGUUCUUGCACCAGCAGUAAAUUCUAUGGUCGGUCUUCCUGAAUUUGAAAUGUUGACUGAUCUGGAGGUAGUAGAUAAAAUUACGGGUUCAUUGUUGUGGUUCUUACUCCUAAAGGCACCAUUUAUUGAGACUCUUACUUUGAAGGAGCUACUUAGUUUUGAGCAUCCUUCCACUCCAAACCUUGUUCCUCCCUGUGUUGCAUCUAAACUUGAAGUGGUAAAUUUUGGAAGAUUUCAAGGUAAUGAGCAUGAGCUUCGCUUUGCCAAACUUGUAUUUGAAAACGCUCAAGUCUUGAAGAGGGUGAAUUUCACAUGUCCCUGGCCAUCCUAUGGUAAAAAACUUAAAGAGAAGAUAUUGGCAUUUGAGAGAAGUGCUAGUGCCGUUAUAGAAUUUAUUUAG
Molecule: messenger RNA, 1368 nt
Organism: Sphenostylis stenocarpa
Lineage: Eukaryota; Viridiplantae; Streptophyta; Magnoliopsida; Fabales; Fabaceae
Source: the annotation of a GenBank genome assembly